AGCACAUACAUUAAACUAUCAAUUUAUACCGCGACCGUUAAAUCCGUUGGCCAAUUAUCCAACCGAAAAACUCUCGGGGAGGUAGUGCUAGGCAGAGAGAGGAUACUGAAUCGUGGCGUUAUCCCGGUCCAAAAUGCAAUUUCCGGUGUACGCCAGUCAACAUUCCCCGGAGCGAGAAGAACAAGAACUAGACAAAUAAGAUAACAACAACGACAAGGAAAACACACAUGGGGUUUUGAAGAAACAUCUGACAAAGCAUUUUCCGAAAGAUGUACAAAGAACCAGAAGCAUCAAAAGUCCGUCCCUCUCCCCGCUGGACCUGUUUAACUGGAAGUCCCGCGCUCUCUGGGAUUGGGAACGACGUCGAGCUUCUGCAGCCGUACUGCUCUGGAACGCGCCCCGCUCUCAGCCCCAUGUCCCUGGUACCGCUCUUGAACGCGCCCCGCUCUCUCCCGAUGUCCCGGGAAAAGCGUUGGUAGGACCGGAGCGCCACGAGUUUGUGAACGGCGCUGAACUGCAAAAACAACUGGACGUCGAAGCGGGGAGACGCCAUGGAGGACGAAGGCACGGAGCAAUUGUGGAGCGACUCGGACGAAUCGGAGAAGAAAGAUGACAAGUUCACUAAAGUCAAAUGGACACAUGAAGAGGAUCAGAAUCUUAAAACGUUAGUGAGCAACUUUGGAAAGAACUGGAAAGCCAUCUCCUCCUUCUUACCAGGGCGGAGCGAGGGCCAGUGCCUGCAUCGCUGGAAGAAGCACGUGGACCCCGUUCUGAUCAAGGGCUGCUGGACCAAAGACGAGGACGAGCUGGUGAUGGACCUGGUGGGGAAGUACGGCACCAAGAAGUGGAGCAUGAUCGCCAAGAAGCUGAAGGGGCGGCUGGGCAAGCAGUGCCGCGAGCGCUGGCACAACCACCUCAACCCCCAGGUCAAGAAGAGCUCCUGGACCAAAGAGGAAGACCUCAUCAUCUACAAGGCCCGCACGCUGCUAGGGAACCGCUGGGCCGAGAUCGCCAAGCUGCUGCCCGGGAGGACGGACAACGCCAUCAAGAACCACUGGAACUCCACCAUCCGGCGCAAGGCGGAGAUGGGCCUCUUCACCGAGGACGGCGACAGAAGCCUACUGGACCCCGAGCAGUUGGAGCAGAGCGAGGCGGACUUCAGGUUCGACGUAGUCCUGGAUUCUGAGCCUGUGUCUCCUGAAACGGUCCAGCCGGAGAAGGGCAAGGCGAAGAAGCCCCCCAGGCCCAUGGAGAAGACCGUGGCGGUCCCCCCCCCUCCUCCGCCGACCGUGGAGUCGAGGACGUCCCCGACCCCCGACCCCAGAGCCAGGGCGAAGGCCCGUCCCGAGCCGCCCUCCACCUUCAGCAAGCGCCUGGUGGCCGCCGCCCUGAGGAUGAUCGCUGAGGACAUGCUGCCGCUCAGCUUCGUGGAGGGCGCGGGGUUCCGCUCCUUCAUGACCACCGUCGCCCCCCACUACCUGCGUCUGUCCCAGCGCGCCGUGGGCCUGCAGCUCUACGAGGACGUCGAGCGCAAGAUCAAGCCCCAGCUCAUCCGCGACCUCCAGGCCCGGCUCGCCGGCGGCGAGGACGGCGACCGCAGGGGCGCCAUCCACGUGACCUUCGACCUCUGGGCGGGGAGAUCGCCCUCGCCCUCGCGCGCCUCCUCGCCGCCCUCGCCCCCCUCGCCCUCGCCCCCCUCCUCCUCCUCCUCCUCCUCCACCCCCCCCACCGGGGAGGAGCCCGUGGUGGUGGUGGCGGUGCAGCUGCACUUCGUGGACAGCGGCUGGCGGCUGCGGCGCUCCACCGUGGCGUUCCGCCAGCUGGCCGGAGGCGGGCGCCUGGCGGCCGCGCUGGGCCAGGAGCUGGAGGAGGUGCUGCUGGGGUACGGCCUCUUCCCGCACGCCGUGGGCUACGUGGUGGCCAGCCGCGCCAAGGAGGCGCUGGAGGCCAACGCCGUGUUCGGGGACUACAAGGUCAUGUGCUCGUCGCCGCGCGGGGACCCCGACGCCGACGACCUGGCGGCGUUCCUGGGGGACCGGCCGGCCGAGGGGGACCCCUCCCCGUUCUCGGAGCUCCAGACGGGGACGGCGGCGGCCUGCGUGGCGGCCACGCUCCAGCUGGUGAUCCGGGAGGCGCUGAAGAACUCCCGCGUGGUGGAGAACGUGCUGACCCAGCUGCGCUGCGUGGUGGCCUUCUUCAGGACCAGCGGCUACUGGAACGAGGUGCUGCUGAAGGAGUGCUUCUUCUCCCUGUCCCCCCCCGGCCACAUGGGCCGCUGGAACUCCCUGAUGGCGUCCAUGCGGCGCCUGGUGGACCCCGCCUCCUGGAGCUCCAUCAUGACCCUGCUGGCCCAGGCCCGCAUCGAGGCGCAGGACUCCACCAGCGCCCCGCCCCUGGUCCGCGCCCGGCGGGAGCAGCUGGUGGACAUCCUGGGCCUGCUGCAGCCCUUCGAGGACGCCAUCCAGGUCCUCCAGAAGCCGGGGGUCACCCUCUCCUUCGUCAUCCCCUCGCUGAUGGGCCUGGACACGGUGCUGGCGGGCCGGCCCACCAGCUACACCCACUUCUCCAAGGCGCUGCGGGCCGGCCUCCAGAGCCACCUGCAGCCGCUCAUCCUCCAGAGAGACCUCAUCCUGGCCACCGUGCUCGACCCCCGCAUCAAGCUGCAGCCGUUCCCCGACACCAAGCAGGAGAGCGAGGAGUCGUUCCUGACCGUCCCGUCCAAAUCCCGGAUCCAGUCCAUGCUGGAGACGUUGCUGGAGGACACGGAGGCCUCGGCCUCUCCCGCGACCGGCCCCCAGGAGGAGGAAGAGGAGGAGGAGGAGGAGGAGGAGGAGGAGAAGCCCUCCCCGUCGGCGCCCGCCCCCCCCGGGGCGCCGACGCUCUCGGAGCUGGAGGGCUACCUGUCGGAGCCGCUGCUGGAGGGCGACGCCCCCUUGCUGUUCUGGAAGGCGGCCCGCCGGUUCCCCAAGCUCCAGAGCAUGGCCCGCCGGCUGCUGGCCAUCCCGGCCACGUCGGGGGGGUUCCCGCGCCUCUACCCCAUGGCGGCCAGCAUCGUGAAGGCCAAGCGGAGCCGCCUGCCCCCCCACACCACGGAGAGGCUCCUCCUCUUCCGGGAGUCCGUCCGGUGGAAGCAGGGGCCGCCGACGGGCCGGAAGGUACCGGCGGCGGCGGUGGCGGCGCCGAGGCGAGACUCUGGUUCCUAUUAUUGUAAAGUGCAAAGACGCAUGGUAAGGAAGACCUCCGAGUGACCACGGCCGCGCUGGGGGGGGCUUCGCCCGGAGCGGUGGUACUUUUUUAGCUGCAUACACAUUAGAGACGUUUACCUUCUGGGUACCGCUUGUGUUGCUCGAUUUUCCCCUCUUUUGCAUUUUUUUAUUUUAUUCACAACCAAUCAAAAGCUUCUAUGAUGUUGAUUAUGGAUGUGAGGAACCGACCCAGGAACCGUGACAGAGAAAAGGGUUCCAGGCCCCCCUUCCUCUCUUUAAGUAGAUCCUCCGCGAAUCGCGGCCUGGAAUCUUCUCCAACCGGACCUCAUUGAACUGCCCGGCCUUUGUCUCUCUUCGGAGCUGUGUCGUACUACAGGUGGCUGUCCCGGUCAGCUCAGCCAAUUUGUUUUUUGUUUGUUUACACAGUUGCUAAAUGCUAGUAGGAAGAGGGGCCAGUGGUGGCCUGUCACAGUGUGUUGAACCACACUCAACAGGCAUCAUAAUCAUGAGGAAAAGGAUCCUGUGCUACUGAAGUAAAAUGAUGGUUUCUCUGUUUUCUGCCUUUUUACGUCGAAUGUAUAGUCGUUCUAUUCGAGGGCGAUGUGGUGGAUAAUUAAUGAAUUCUGAAAUACACAAUACCUCCAAUGGUGUCUGAAGGCCCCUUCGAUGGAUGGCCAAAUGAUUGGUUCCCAGCCUUCUUGUGUGCGAGUGUUGAAAGGUCCUGGUGUAAUCUGUGGAUCAGAAGGUCCCUGUAUAAAGUGGUUUCAUAAGUAGAGUAUGAGGUAGUUCAAACAAUGGCCCUUCCUGAAAGAUUAUUUAAUUGAGCAGCAGUUGACUCAAUUUUGUUUUCUUUUUCGUUUGUACAUUAUAUAAAUCCACCAAAAUGGAUGUGCAUUUUAUACAAAUCCAACUCCAGCUGAUAUGCAGUUUUUCUGAGUUACAUUUCUAAAAUAAUUUGAUUACAAUUGGCAAAACUAUUUUUGUUGAGUGUAUUUUGUGAUAAGAAAGCAAGGGUUGUUGCUGAAUGUAUAGAUGACAAAUAAAAUAUUUUACAAUUCAUCUA
Molecule: messenger RNA, 4269 nt
Organism: Gadus morhua (Atlantic cod)
Lineage: Eukaryota; Metazoa; Chordata; Actinopteri; Gadiformes; Gadidae
Gene: mybl2a
Product: v-myb avian myeloblastosis viral oncogene homolog-like 2a
Exons: 13
Coding region: 552-3248 (898 amino acids)
Biological process (GO): regulation of DNA-templated transcription
Cellular component (GO): nucleus
Molecular function (GO): RNA polymerase II cis-regulatory region sequence-specific DNA binding; DNA-binding transcription factor activity, RNA polymerase II-specific; protein dimerization activity
Source: RefSeq, a predicted model, not a curated record